UUUAGAUUUCCCUUUUCUGAUGGUGUAUGAUAAAACUUCGUAGUUUUGUUUAUAUAAUUUUGCCACAACCUCCACUUAAAUUAUUAAUGAUUUAAUCUGAAACACGACAAUUUUAGAGGCAGUGGUGGUAAAAACUAUUUAACGUUCAACUGGCAAUGUCGGGUGCUAGACCAACUUCAGAUGACACAGACAGAUUACAACCUCCGCCUGACCAACGUAGCUCCCCACCUAGAAAUUCUGAGAAGCCAGUACCUGCUAGGUAUAUAGUUGAAGCUGAAAUGACAACAGUCAAAUUGCCAGUGCUAACCCCAAAGCCUGAUUUCCUCAAAGUAAUUCAUCUUGGAGGUGGAGUAGGCCAGACUUUUACAAUGGCAGAGAUUAUUCAACAUGUUAAAGAGUACAUAAGGGAGAGAACCCUGUAUGAUUUACAAGACCCAAGGAUAGUUCACUGUGGUGGGGAUCUGCUGGGUAAAGCAUUGAAUGUGGAGUCUUUCACAAUACAUGAAGCCAUAGCUUUGUUCAGGAAAAAUUGCACCUGUAGACAACUUGUAGCUCGAGAAGUGUGUUCAAGGAUGUUGCCAACCCCUUCCACUACAGCUCUACCCUCCUCCACAACGCUACCCUCCACCACCUCACUACCCUCCCCCUCAGCACCAAGACCUUCACCUUCCUCCACUGCAUCAACAACUGUACCAUUCUCCACAACACGAACUAUAUCAACCCCCUCCACAACUCGAACCAUAGCAUUUUCUUCCAAUAGAGGCACACCAUCUUCCAGUGCAAGAACACUACCGUCAUCAUCUUUCACAACACACCCAUCCUCAUCUGUCUCAAAAACAUUACCAUCCCCAUCCGUCACAAGAACAGCACCCUCCCACCUGAGCACCAGUUCUGUUACAGAUAGCAUUACAUCCAGGGGAUCCCAUUUCCCGCAUUCUUUCAACAAAAAUACGUCCUUACCAGGCUCUAGAAUAUUCCAAACUUUUUCAUCACAGACAUCAGUGCCUCAGCCCUCGUCUUCCUCAUUUCCUUCUUCAUCGUUGCCUUUUUCAUCAUUUUCAUCCAAGUUUAAAGCUGCAGACGCAGUAGUAAUCAUCACAAAAGAAAAUUUGAAGCAAUCUGAGGUUGUCACAUCAUCAGAUGAUGAGAGGCACAAAGUCCCUGGAGCUUCUGGCUAUGAUGAACCUGACAGUGCUGGCAGAUUACGGGUGGGGGAAGAUGAUAUAGAGACGGAUGGCGUGGAUCAGCCUGGGGGAGACACAGUUGUCUUGGCCUAUGACUCAGACACUUUCUCCGUGGAAUAUGAGAUUGAGUCCAGCUCAGACACUGAUGGACACAACGUUCACGAUGACCAGGACCAGGAAUCUGAUGUCAGCUCGUCCACAUCUGGGAAGGGCGCCCUGCUGAUAGUGUGUAAGGAGAGUGAUGUGGAGUACCUGGCAGACUACAGUGACUCAGACAACGGCAGUGACGCAGAGUUGUCAGAAGCUGACAAAUGGCUGUGCCAGACUUGCAACACAAAGAACCCACCCUUUCAGAGGAACUGCAGCGGCUGUUGGAGCAUCCGUCUAGACUGGCUGCCCACAAGCACCAGCAGACCAGAGCCAGCCCAUGAAGAGAUCCAGACAGCCAAUUCAAGUUCGUCUGAAACUCCAGGCUGCUCUCAGACUACCUUGAGCCAGGACAGCACCAAGGUCAAGUCCAGUCAGGACAAGGACCUGACCUCCGACUCUUGCGACUGCCAGGACAGCGAGAUGGCCAGUCCGCCGCCGAGCCAGUCGGCGUCGAAACGGGAUGAGUCGUGCGUGGUGUGCCUGACCAGAAAGAAAACGGCCAGCAUCAUCCACGGCAAGACCGGACACCAGGUUUGUUGUUACCGCUGUGCGAAGAAGCUGAAGAGACAGCGCAAGUCUUGUCCGAUAUGUCGCAGGCCCAUCCAAAAAGUGAUCAGAAACUUUCAUCUGUAGAGUAAAAAAAAAACAAUACCACAUAUGGCAAGACCAGAUAGUGAUUGUCCAUUGUUGAUCUGAUUUGUUCUUAUUUAUGAUUCUAAUAUAUUAAAGCCAGUAUGUUGAGGGCUAAA
Messenger RNA from Physella acuta, 2083 nucleotides. RefSeq names its product E3 ubiquitin-protein ligase Mdm2. The record is from RefSeq and is a predicted model, not a curated record. Lineage: Eukaryota; Metazoa; Mollusca; Gastropoda; Physidae. Gene Ontology annotation, biological process: regulation of gene expression; negative regulation of apoptotic process; regulation of cell cycle. Gene Ontology annotation, cellular component: nucleus. Gene Ontology annotation, molecular function: ubiquitin protein ligase activity.